This is a messenger RNA of Thrips palmi, 2693 nucleotides long. RefSeq names its product probable G-protein coupled receptor CG31760. The record is from RefSeq and is a predicted model, not a curated record. Gene Ontology annotation, molecular function: G protein-coupled receptor activity. NCBI's taxonomy places the organism in Eukaryota, Metazoa, Arthropoda, Insecta, Thysanoptera, Thripidae. Bases 1 to 2187 code for a protein of 728 amino acids. The transcript has 13 exons. Gene Ontology annotation, cellular component: membrane. Gene Ontology annotation, biological process: G protein-coupled receptor signaling pathway.
AUGGAAAGCACGACGCGGCCCCGCGUGCACGGCCACCUGGAGGAGAUCGAGGAGGCCCUCAUCAACACCAAGGGCGGCGGCACGCGGCAGGCCAACCGGACGCUGCUGGACGAGGACGACGACGUGGAUGACGUGGGCGGCGUGGACCCCGGCGAGGUGGACAUCGUGACGCGCUUCCUGCGUAUCGUCGAGUCGCAGCACCUGCUGGGCGGCAACUGCACCGCCGGCACAGACCUCAACCUGGGCGAGGGCGUGGUGGACCGCUACGCGCAGGAGCGCUUCCGCGUGGAGGCCGACGUGGCGGUGAACCGCGCCAACAUGCUGACCCGCCUGUGGAAGUACGCCGGCGCCAAGGUGCUGCACUCCGAGUACCUGCUGCACGCCCUCGUCAUGGCCAUGGUGGAGUUCGACGACGACAUCUUCGCGGCCGGCAACUGCUACGACGCGCACCAGUACAAGGACUACUGGCUCUUCUGCCCGUUCGCCUACCGCCUCCCCGAGGGCCCCGUCCUCGUCAAGGACCUGGCCGUCGAGUACAAGUACCUGGAGAACACGUCCGAGUGGUUCUACAUGGCGAGGAAGAACGCGGAGCGCGUCAUCUACAACUACAACCAGAUCGCGCACGGCUACCACACGUACACGUUCAACUGGACGACGCACACGGAGCGCUUCCCGGACGAGAUCCUGAGCGUCACCUACGAGGACGGCAAGUGGAGCAAGCCGUACUACGACUGCGGCGGCGGCAACAUCUGGAUGCUCACCUACACCGUGCCCUUCUUCGGCUUCGCCAACGGCACCUACCACUUCAAGGGCACCAGCGGCAUCGACAUCGACCUGCGGCGCGUGGACAUCGACCAGUGCCCGCUGCCGCCCGGCUCCACGCAGCUCAACAUCUUCGCCGCCUCGGACAAGUGCAAGAAGAGGACCACUCAGUGCGAGCCGGUGGCGGGGCUGGGCUUCCGGCGCGGCUCCUACCGCUGCGUGUGCCGCCGGGGCUUCUACUUCCCCGACAUCACGGCGGCCCAGCGCUUCUACAACGGCAGCUACGUGGAGGAGGAGUACGAGAAGCUCGCGCUGGGCCGCGCCUCGAUGUACGCCGAGGCGGGCGCGCUGGAGUGCCUGCCGUGCGCGCAGGGCUGCGAGUGGUGUGAGGACGCGCGGCCGUGCGUGGCCGCCCUCAACUGGCCCGUGCGCACGGCGCUGCUCGCGCUGUCCGCCGCCGUCAUCUGCUGCCUGCCCGCCGUGGCGCUCUUCACCGUCAAGUACGGCCACGUCAAGGUGGUGCGCGCCGCCAGCCCCGUCCUGCUGCGGGUCAUCGCCCUGGGCGCCUUCUUCAUGUACUGCACGACCAUCGCCUCGUACUUCCAGCCCAACGUGGUGUGGUGCACCCUGAGGGUGUGGCUGCGCGAGCUGGGCUUCUCCCUCACGUACGGCGCGCUCAUGCUCAAGACGUGGCGCAUCUCCGUCAUCUUCCGCGUGCGGUCCGCGCGCGCCGUCAAGAUCACGGACCUGGACCUGGUGAAGCGCGUGGGCGUGAUCGCGGGCGUGUUCAGCGUGUUCCUGGCCAUCCGCACGCUGGUGGCGCCGCCCACCGCCAUCGAGGGCAAGACGGCCGAGGGCCUCAAGGCGUACCUCUGCCGCACGGACUGGUGGGACCACUCGUUCACCACCCUGGAGGUGGUGUUCCUCGGCUGGGGCAUCCGUCUGUGCAUCGUGGUGCGCAAGGCGCCCUCCGAGUUCAACGAGGCCCGCUUCAUCUCCAUGGCCAUCUACAACGAGUUCCUGCUCUCUGUCUUCCUCAACGUCUCCAUGUUGUUCCUGCAGUCCCCGGCCAACCCGGACCUGCUCUUCAUCAUCCUGUUCUGCCACACCCAGCUCACCGUCACCCUCCUGCUGGGCCUCAUCUUCGGGAGCAAGGUGACCACGGCGGGCAGCGAGGAGAUAGGCUCACUUCCCCGCACCCUGCCCUCCACGCCGGACGACCCUGCCGACGGUGACCUCCAGGCCGACAGCGACGCCACCUCCGAGUGCGCCCCCAUGCCCACCUCUGAGAAUUGCGAAGACUCGCCGGGUGCGGGCGGUGCGGGCAGCCCAGAAGUCCCAGUCCAGGAGGGCAGCGUCGCAGAGUGCUCGGAGCUGGAGCAGUGCCCCGUCCUCGAGCGACUGUCAGGACCGGUGGCCAUCUAAGACACCUCGCAGAAGGAGUUAUAUCAAUAAAGACUGAAAUUAUUCACUAACUGAGAUACAUUAAUACGGAUGCUGUACCGUUGUGUUAACUGUGGUGCCAUCAGGACCUACAGUUAUAGAAUGAGGCAGCAUUUGUAACGAAGAAAAGCAAUACACAUCGAAGCAAUUGGCUAUCUGUGAUCUCAAAAUAAAAGUAGUCUUUUAUGUUUCACACUAAGAUGUGGUAACUAACUUUCUGUGACGGAUGACCACUUGCCACUUUAAAGGAAAAAAGAUCUAUGUAAGAAAAGAAACGAUGUAGUUGUUUUCUGUUUAAGAGGCAUUGAUGCCAAUUUUUAUGAAAUACUGAGGUCUAUAUGUUCCUUAUGAAAAUUAAAACCAACAAUACCGUUUCAAUGGUAAAUUAAUAAAUUUAAUUAAUUUACAUUAUCACAAAUUGUGUUUGGUUAACCCCUUUGGUCACCAUAUCUUACAAAAUUUGACACACCACAAGCUACCCACAAGAA